Ixodes scapularis (black-legged tick) is the source of this 3263-nucleotide messenger RNA. Its product is annotated as PKS-NRPS hybrid synthetase cheA-like. The transcript has a single exon. The record is from RefSeq and is a predicted model, not a curated record. The annotation marks the transcript as partial. NCBI's taxonomy places the organism in Eukaryota, Metazoa, Arthropoda, Arachnida, Ixodida, Ixodidae. Gene Ontology annotation, molecular function: zinc ion binding.
GAACAUAACCAUAGUCUGGAAUUAUGCAGCACAUACCCCCAAAACAGGCUUCUGACUACAUCUGAGAAGGAGACAUUUGCAGAUGUAGCAAAAUGCAAUAUUAAACCUAAGGAUUUCAAAAAUUAUGUCUAUGAAAAAACAGGCAAGACUCUAACAACACAAGACAUUAACAAUUACAAAAACCGUAGUGUGAAUUCUGUGACUGCAGUUAAAACUAGUGAGGCUCAUGGGGCCCUGUUGUUAGAGCAAUUGCAUAGUCUUGCCUCCAAGAACCCUAAUUGGAUCAUACAUUAUGAAAAAGAUAAAAACAAUGAGCUGUUAUUUGUGUUGUUCCAGACGUCCGUUAUGCGAGAAACUUUGGAAAAGUAUCCCGAAAUUCUGUUCAUCGAUGGGACAUAUAAGGUUAACGUAGAAGGUUACAUUCUCUAUUCAAUUCUUUGUGAAGACGCUCGUGGUAGGGGUCGAUGCAUUUGCUAUGCGUUUUUGCAAAGGGAAACCUCCCUAAUUGUUCGCCCUGUUUUUCAGAAGUUUAUAGAUUGUAAUCCUUUUGUACUUUCAGCAUGCAAAGUUGUUAUGGUAGAUAAGGACCUAAAUCAGUCAAGGAUUUUGAAAGAGCUUCUGCCAAAAAGCACCAUUCUCCUAUGCACUUGGCAUGUUCUCCAUUACUUGGACUUGCAGAUUAUGAAAUACCCAGUUCAUCAGAGGGAAUUAUUGCGUCGCCUAAUUAAAGAAGUUGUCUAUGCCAAUCACCUGUCUGUUUACGACAAAAAAGUUGCGCUGUUGAGGGAACACUCUCCUGACGAUUUUUUGCUCUACUUCAUGAACAAUUGGGAUUCCUGCAAAGAAAUGUGGGCGCAUGCGUGCCGCCGAGACUUGCUAACAAUGGGGAAUAAUACCAACAACCGAAUUGAGAGCCAUAAUCAAAAACUAAAAAGCUUCCUGCGUCCAGGAAUGCACCUGGCUGCUGCGAUGACUGCUUUGCUAGAGUAUAUUGACCAUGAUAUUAUAUCACUAAGGUUUGCAAAACUUAGAGAGCUUAAGCUCAAUUUAAAUACAAGUAGCUUUGACAUGUUCCAGCUAACAUUAGCUCAAACGUGCACUCUGGUAGCUAGGAAUAUAGUAUUACGGGAAUAUGAGAAGUUUAAGACUAUUCGCUAUAUUGUUAGCUUUCAAAAUGACGCAUACACUGUUAAGUUGGAAGGGACAGAGUAUGUGAUAGCAAAAAGCCUAGACAGUUGCACAUGCCUCUGUUAUUCCCAAUAUGGACUUCCAUGUGCCCACAUUUUGACAGCACGGUCUUUUGCAAAUCUAGAACUAUUUGACCACUCUGUUAUUCCGCAUCGAUGGCGUAGGAGCCACUUCCUAGCAUCUGAAGCUACCGACCCUCUAAGCAUGCCUGGUCCAUGCACAGCUGGUUCGAGCCCACUAAGCUUGCAUAGCCCAACUCCGCUUAGCUCAAACCCACCUAGCCCGAGCCCACGUAGCCCAACUCCGCUUAGCUCAAGCCCACUUAGCCCGAGCCCACGUAGCCCAACUCCCUUUAGCUCAAACCCGCCUAGCCCAAGUCCUCAUAGCCCGACCCCCCUUAGCUCAAACCCACCUAGCCCAAGUCAGUCUAGCACAAGCCAGCCUACCCAAACCACAGUUACAUCAGCCAUACUGAAGCCCCCACCUGUAAAAUUGGAUACCAUUGAGGCCAGGUAUAAUUAUGCCUACAAGUUUUUAACAGAUAUAGUGAAACCAACAGCUAACAUCUUGGCCCAGUGUGGCGAACAGGAGCUAAAUGAAAAGUUGACAGAUAUUCAGACAUUCCUUAGCAAUCUUACAACGUUUUCUAGCAACCAGGUGCAGCUUUUGUCACAGUCUGUAGCACCCCGUGCAGCUCAUAAGGAUGUGCCUGAUCAACAGCCAACAGACACAGCAAGUGACAGGAAACCUUCCGAAGAGCUGCGUAUUAGUUUAAUUAAAAGUAAACGAGGGAGACCGCGAACUGUAAAAGUCACGAAAAAGCGUAAAUUGUCAGAAAUCUGCAACAAAAAACUUUGUCUUAGCAUGAUUCGUGCAGAGUUGAUUCCUCUUUAUAGCGCUUAUUCACUAACAGAUGAACACUUGGAUGAUGUAUUAUACAACCGUCCGCUGCCAGACAGUGUCAUGAAUAUUGCAAUGCAGUUAACACGUCAAAAAUUUCCGCAUCGGGAAGGUUUCCAAGACGCUUUGCUGAGCCAGGGACUACUAUUCAAGCAGAUAAAGGGUCCAUUCAUUCAAAUCUUACACACAGCAAACCCGGAUCAUUGGAUCACAGUAACAACUAUUGAUGUGCCCCCUGAUUCUGUCUUUGUUUAUGAUUCUCUUGAUCAAACUGUUCCCCCUGAUGCUGUAAAACAGGUGUGCAGCAUACUUAAGUUACCAUCUGCAAAUGUAACUAUUUUUGUAAGACCUGCACAGGGCCAAGGUUGCACAGUAGAUUGUGGCUUAUUUGCUAUUGCUAACAUGUACUGCAUAGCAUCUGGCAAAGACCCUACCACUGUAAACUUUAGACAGCAAUUAAUGAGGGGCCAUCUACUAAAGUGCAUUCGUAAUGGGAUGAUGGAAGACUUCCCUGUAACUCUUUCCCUUGUUUCUCGUGUGCGACCAAAAGAUUCUGUUUUCACCGUGCAUUGUUUGUGCAGGCAGCCUCUGCUUGCUGAUGCUCCUGGGGUAAUUCAAUGCGCAGGAUGCCAAUCUCUCUUUCACGAAGCCUGUCUAGAAAAAAAACCCAACCAUGGCAUGACAUUUGUUUGCAGCCGAAGUUGUAUUGCAGCUAAAAUGCCGAAUAAGCUGAGGUUAUUUUAAUUAACAACGGUUUCUUCCAGUACCUUCCGCUUUAUGUAUUAUCUUUGCGUUUAUCCCUGUUAUUGCCUACCUUGUUUUGUCAAGUAACCUUGUACAGUGUUUUUCUUUUAGCUGCACCAAAUUUUCAGAGAGAGAGAACGUGAGAUAGGGUAAUUUGAGCCUUGGGGCAGUGUUAGUAGUCAUGGCGUCCACUAGGGAAAGGGUGAAAUUAGGUAAUUAGUUAGCUAAUGAACUAAAACUGAACUAGCAGUGCAGUCAAAUUUUGAUCGAAAAAUCUGUGGUAGGUGCUACGGGGGUCGAGAAGUGUCACCCUGGUACAUGGCAUCACACUAAACCUAUAACUGAAAUGGCGGACAAGAGUGCCAGUGACAUCAUCUUUGUGUCACGGCGCGGAAACGUGGGUCGGAGCUACCGCAGCUGGCUCCACUCGC